AUGCAAGUGGACAGCGAAAUUGAUGAGAGUCUGUACUCUCGCCAGCUCUAUGUGCUCGGCAAAGAGGCUAUGCAGAAAAUGGCAACCUCCAAUGUCUUGAUUGUCGGUCUUGGCGGUCUUGGCGUUGAGAUCGCAAAGAACGUGGCGCUUGCGGGUGUAAAAUCGCUCGCCAUCUACGACUCGGAACCAGCCGUCGUUGCGGACCUGGCGGGCCAAUUCUAUUUGGGAAAAACCGAUAUUGGAAAACCUCGUGCUGCUGCGUGUGUUCGGCACUUGUCUGAACUGAACUCAUACGUACCAGUGUCGGUUGUUCACGGUGAUUUGGCCCAGUUGAUCCCGAACUAUCAGGUUGUGGUCGUUACUGACGCUUUGAUCGAGAAUGCUGUCAUGUUGAACCAGAUUACUCGUAAGCACAACAUCAAGUUUAUUUAUGCGAACUGCUUCGGUCUGGUUGGUACUCUUUUCAACGACUUCGGCCCUGCGUUUGCGGUCACUGACACUAAUGGUGAAGAGGCUGUAGUGGGCACGGUUGCAACCAUCGAGAAUGACGGUGAAGUUUAUGCCCCAGAUAGCGCCAUGCAUGGCUUGGAAAAUGGCAUGUUUAUUGAGCUGCGUGAUGCAGAGCCCGCCGAGAUCAAUGGUCAAUACAGAGUCUCGGUCAAGGGACCUUUGUCUUUCAACAUCGGUUCGCUCAAGGCUUCUUACGUCAAAGGUGGGCAGUGGACUCAAGUUAAAGAGCCUGAAAUUGUGACUUUUGCGUCACUCCAGGAUCAAUUGACCUCUCCAGAAUACUUCCUUACUGAUUUCGCCAAGCUCGAGCGUCCAGCUCAGCUCCAUGUUGGAACUCUGGCUUUGCAUUCGUUCAAGACUCGUCACGGGCGUCUACCUGCUCCUUAUACGGCGGCAGAUAUCACAGAGACUCUACAGUUAGCCAAGAAUGUGCGAACUCAGUACCCUGUCACCGAAGAGCUCGAUGAGCAGUUGCUUUCAACUGUGUUCUCCCAGUCACAGGGUCAGGUGGCUCCAAUGUUUGGUGUUAUUGGUGGUAUGGCAGCUCAAGAGGUUCUUAAGGCUGUUUCUGGAAAGUUCAUGCCCGUUCGCCAAUGGAUGUAUUUUGAUGCUCUAGAGGCACUGCCUGAAGGUGUCACUGCCGAGGACGCUGCUCCUCGCAACACACGCUACGAUGGCUACUAUGCUGUCUUUGGCAAGAAUUUUAUGGACAAGUUGGCUAACCUUAAGCUGUUUUUGGUUGGUGCCGGAGCGAUUGGUUGUGAGGUGCUCAAAAACUGGGCCCUCAUGGGAAUGGGGUCCGGCCCCGAUGGCCAUAUUUGGGUUACCGAUAAUGAUACCAUCGAAAAGAGUAACCUGAACCGUCAGUUUUUGUUCCGACCUAAAGAUGUGGGCCAUGCUAAAUCUGAGGUUGCUCCUGCAGCAGCUGCUGCAAUUAACCCCGACUUGAAAGGUAAGUUCACUUGUCUUACGGAGAAGGUUGGCAAAGAGUCGGAGGAUGUAUUCAACGCCGAAUUCUGGAAUAGACUCGACUAUGUUACCAACGCUUUGGACAAUGUCGAGGCUCGUGCUUAUGUUGACCGCCAGUGCAUUUUUUACCAGAAGCCUCUUAUUGAGUCUGGAACAUUGGGCACUAAAUGCAAUGUCCAGGUUGUUGUCCCCAACCUCACAGAGUCUUACACCUCCUCGCAUGACCCGCCAGAGAAGGGUAUCCCGCUCUGUACUAUCCGGUCAUUCCCAGCUAAAAUUGACCAUACAAUUGCUUGGGCAAAGGCUCAGUUUGAGGAACUGUUCAAUGAAUCGUGCCUCAACGUUAACCAGUACCUGACCCAGCCCAACUUUGUUGAGUCUACUCUUAAGCAGGUGGCUAAUCAAAAGCAGGUUCUUGAGGUCAUUUACUCGUAUUUGGUCGAGGAACGGCCACUUACUUUCGAGCAGUGCAUCACAUGGGCUGUAGAUUUGUUCAAUGGUCUUUUCCGCAACGAUAUUUUGCAGCUUUUGUACAAUUUCCCUCCCGAUGCCAAAACUACCACUGGUGCUCCAUUCUGGGCUCCUCCUAAACGUCAGCCCACUGCUGCGGUUUUGGAUAUCAACAACGCCACGCACUUAGAGUUCUUAACUGCCGCAGCAAACUUGCGUGCUUUUAAUUAUGGACUCAAGGGUGAGUCUGACCCAGCUGUUUUCGCCAAGGUUGUUGGUAACUAUCAUUCCAAGGAGUUUAACCCCAGUUCUGGUAUCAAGAUUGCGGUUACUGAUGAUGAGAUUUCAAACGAUAGCUCCUUGGAGUCCAAUGAACUCGCUAAAAUUGCCGAUAAGCUUCCUGCUCCCUCUUCCUUAGCUGGCUUCCGUCUCCUUCCUGCUGAGUUUGAAAAAGACGACGACACCAACUUCCACAUCGACUUUAUCAAUGCUGCAUCUAACCUCCGUGCUACUAAUUACGGAAUUGACGCUGUGGAGAGAUCCAAGACCAAGUUCAUUGCUGGCCGCAUUAUUCCUGCUAUUGCCACCACUACAGCGCUUGUCACGGGUCUUGGGACUAUUGAGGCACUCAAGGUCGUUCAAAGGCGCAAAAUUGAGGACUAUAAGAACGGUUUUGUAUCACUAGCUUUACCUUUCUUUGGUUUCAGCGAACCAAUUGCCUCUACCAAACUCAAGUACAACGAUCGUGAAAUCGAUAGGAUCUGGGGUCGUCUUUCCAUCGAUGGUGACGUCAGCCUGCAGGAGUUCCUAGACUACUUUGAGAAGGAGCAUGGUCUAGAUAUCUCGAUGGUUGCCUGCGAAAAUCUGUUGCUUUACGCUUCCUUCCAGCCGCCGGCGAAACUGAAAGAGCGCCUACCUCUUAAUCUGUCUAAGCUGGUUGAAAGUAUUAGCAAAAAGCCUAUCGAAAACAAACAACUAGUUUUCGAAAUUUGUGCCGAAGACAGAGAGGGGAACGACAUAGAGGACUUGCCUUUUGUGGUGGUUACUUUAUAG
Messenger RNA from Wickerhamiella sorbophila, 2982 nucleotides. Its product is annotated as Ubiquitin-activating enzyme E1 1. The coding region runs from base 1 to 2982 and encodes 993 amino acids. The record is from RefSeq and is a predicted model, not a curated record. Lineage: Eukaryota; Fungi; Ascomycota; Dipodascomycetes; Dipodascales; Trichomonascaceae. Gene Ontology annotation, biological process: protein sumoylation. Gene Ontology annotation, cellular component: SUMO activating enzyme complex; cytoplasm. Gene Ontology annotation, molecular function: SUMO activating enzyme activity. The transcript has a single exon.